UCACCAUAUCAGAUUAAACCAGAACUUCUUUCCUCUUUGAUUGUUAAAUUACAACCACCAGUCACCGUCGAUGGCGUCACAAACACCACAGUUUCCAUACAAAGGGUUGCAAAUCAACGUGUUUCAGUCUACAAAGUGGACGAAUCUUUGCGAUUUUCGAAUUGGUGGAGGUGCUGUGAGGAUAAGAUCAAGGUUAAUUUCAUCUCACAAGACAUCAUUGGUGUCUUGACUGGUGUUGGAAGUGAGAGGGAACUUGAGAGGAAUGGAAAUAUGACAAAGCUCAAUGUCAUUGAACUUGAGGCUGGAGGGUUCAAGAUCCAAUGUACUUUGUUUGGAAGUUAUGUAGAUGAUCUCAACAGCUUUAUAGCAAGUGGAGAUAUCCCAAAUGCGAUUGUGAUCAUCCAACUUGCCAAAGCAAAAAGCUUCCAAGAUAAAAUACAUGUUCAGAACUGUAUUGGUUGCACCAAAGUUAUUUUCAAGCCUACAUGUGAUGCUGCUGUUAGCAUGAGGAAUAGGCUGAGUGAGACUGUUGAUACCCCAUCCCCACUUGGUUUAACCCAGCUGCAACCAGAAGCAAAACUUGACCCUAGAGAAGAGUUUUUGUAUGGAACACCCAGGAACACUAUGCAGGGGCUCAAAGAUGCUACCACAAAUGAAGUUUAUGUUGUGCUUGGAACCAUUAAGAGAAUAGUUAAUAGGGAAAAUUUUUGGUAUACUGCAUGUAUAUGCUCUAAGGCUGUCAUCCCUGAUUCUCAAAUGUUCUAUUGUGAGAAGUGUGAUAGGCAUGUGAAGAAAGUAUUCUCUAGGUACUGUUUGAGGGUGAGAGCAAUUGAUCAUACAGAUUGUGCUACCUUAGUAAUUUUUGACAAAGAAGCAACUGCACUUUUUAACAAGAGCUGUGUUGACAUGCUAGCUGAACAUGGAGUGGCUGUUUCUGAAGGUCAUCUACCACCUGAAAUUGCUGGAAUCAUUGGCAAAACUUUCCUCUUCAAGGUAGAGACCAAAGUUGAUCAAAACCCCAGAUUUGAGCAAUCAUUCAGGGUGAGGAAGAUUUGUGCCAUGCCGGAUGUUAUCAAUGAGUUCAAGAAGAAAUGGGGUGAAGAAGAAGCUGCCUUCUUCAAAAACGCCAUGGAAGCAUCUUCCUUAAGUGUUUUGUUGGACAAGGGGAAAGCUCCCAUGAUUGCUGGCUCUUCUGAUGUGUUGAAUCAAGAUGAUUUUUCAUUGACUGAACCUGUUGAGAAGUGCAAGGAAAUGCUGUUGGGGGAGGGUUCUGGCAUUGUCACACAGGAUCUUCUGCCUAAGUUUGCAGUUGCAGAUUGUGAGUUUGAUGUGGUUGAGAUAAGUCAGAAAGGUUCUGCUGCAUCUAGCAAGAGGGGAUCUCCCACUACGGAUGAUGAUGAGAUGAACAUGUCUCUCAAGAUGUUGAGGAAAACUAUCAAGAUUGAAAAGCCUUAAAAUGCACCUAUUGGGAUUCUAUUUAAUUAUGUCUUUAAUUAAUGAACUUAUUUACUAUUAUAAAUGUCAGUCUCAUAUGAGCUCAAUUUGUAUAAUUUGUUUUGAGAACUGUAAUAUUUUGGUGCUAAGUUUAUGACUGAUUUGUUGUUUAUCAGUUUAUUUUGCUACCUUAUCAGAUCUGUAAUAUGUUGAUCUGAGCACAUUAUUAAGUAAUCUAAUUUCAUUAUGUUAAGAUUUUGUGUUUGUUC
Molecule: messenger RNA, 1703 nt
Organism: Medicago truncatula (barrel medic)
Lineage: Eukaryota; Viridiplantae; Streptophyta; Magnoliopsida; Fabales; Fabaceae
Product: replication protein A 70 kDa DNA-binding subunit E
Exons: 11
Coding region: 271-1455 (394 amino acids)
Source: RefSeq, a predicted model, not a curated record